Raphanus sativus (radish) is the source of this 1488-nucleotide messenger RNA. RefSeq names its product protein TIFY 4B. Gene Ontology annotation, cellular component: nucleus. The coding region runs from base 144 to 1127 and encodes 327 amino acids. NCBI's taxonomy places the organism in Eukaryota, Viridiplantae, Streptophyta, Magnoliopsida, Brassicales, Brassicaceae. Gene Ontology annotation, biological process: regulation of jasmonic acid mediated signaling pathway; response to wounding; regulation of defense response. The record is from RefSeq and is a predicted model, not a curated record. The transcript is spliced from 9 exons.
CUUUUUUCUUCUCUCUCUCUCUCUCUCUCUCUCUCUCUCACGCUCUCUCCUGAUUUUGCCCUCAAUUAUUAAAAUAUACACAGAAAAAGAGAACGCAACUGCUCUCCCUCCCGGCGGUGAAGCUCCGGAAUCUGAGAAAGGAGAUGAUGGAAGGAGGAGGAGGAGGAGGAGGAGGAGCGCCAUCGGCGAAGUCAAUACUGGAGAAGCCUCUGAAGCUACUGACGGAAGAGGACAUUUCUCAGCUAACACGCGAGGAUUGCCGCAAAUUCCUCAAGGAGAAAGGAAUGCGAAGACCUUCGUGGAACAAAUCCCAGGCGAUCCAGCAAGUUUUAUCCCUCAAAGCUCUCUUUGAGCCCCCCGGCGACGACUCCGGCGCCGGCAUCCUCCGCAAGAUCCUCGUUUCUCACCCUCCACUUCCCUCUCGCGUCACCACACCCUCGACAGAGCCAAGCAACGAGCUGGGAGCUUGUGGCCAGAUUCCUUUUCAGGAAGAUGAUGGCCCAUGCCCAAGGAGAGAUUCUCCCAGAUCAGCUGAGUUCUCCGGUGGCUCUGCUCCUCACUAUGUUGCCGACAAAGACACCUACAAGUCUCUCUCUCCCAGCAGAAGCCCAGCAGAAACAAGUGCGCUGGCUGGGCAAAUGACGAUAUUCUAUAAUGGAAAAGUUAAUGUAUAUGAUGGUGUACCACCUGAAAAGGCUCGGUCAAUCAUGCACUUUGCAGCCAAUCCAAUUGAUUUUCCUGAAAAUGCUGUUUUUCCUUCUACUAGAAUGAUUUCCAGGCCCGUGAGUAAAGAAAAGAUGGUAGAGCACUCCCACUAUGACCUUGAGAAGGCAAAUGCUUCUCGUGAUUCUGAUGCGGAGGGUCAGGCGAACAGAAAAGUGUCGUUGCAAAGAUAUCGUGAAAAGAAGAAGGAUAGAUUGUUUAAGACCAAGAAGGCUCCAGGAGUGGGAUCAUCUAGCUUGGACAUGUAUCUGAAUCGUAGUCAGCCACUGAUGAACGCUGCUGCAUAUUCACAAAACCUUAGUGGCGGCGGCACAGGAGGAGAACACCAGUCAGCUCAAAACCAGACAAGAAGCCCCAAUCUCUCAGUUGAUCUGAACUGUGAUCUAAACUGUGAAGAUAUCUAACACGAUGCAUAAAGCCGGGGUAAGCUCAUCACACGAAGAAGAAGAACAUUUGAUGUUCUUUGAAAAUAAGGGAUACAAAAGCAGACAAGGAAUGUUCAUUGUAUGGAAGAAACAUGGCUUAAAGAAUGAGCUGGAGGAGAAGUCUUGUGAUCUCGAUUAUCUGUUUUUUCUUUUUGUUGUUUUGUUUCGGGUCUGUAGUUUUGAGUUAGGUUAGUGACGGAAAUGUUCUUUGUUUCAGCAUAGAGACAAAGAGAGAGUGAGAGAACGGCGGGGGAUUUUUCUUCCGGUCUGUAUUAUGUAAAUGUUGACACUUCUGAAAAUGAGACCUCUUUUUCUAUUGAUACCAAAACUUUUGAGUUUC